Etheostoma spectabile (orangethroat darter) is the source of this 3541-nucleotide messenger RNA. RefSeq names its product inturned planar cell polarity protein (gene intu). The record is from RefSeq and is a predicted model, not a curated record. Bases 505 to 3363 code for a protein of 952 amino acids. Gene Ontology annotation, cellular component: cytoplasm; cilium. Gene Ontology annotation, molecular function: protein binding. NCBI's taxonomy places the organism in Eukaryota, Metazoa, Chordata, Actinopteri, Perciformes, Percidae. Gene Ontology annotation, biological process: cilium assembly; vesicle-mediated transport; establishment of planar polarity. The transcript is spliced from 17 exons.
CAUGGUUUCCCCAGGCUGGAACAGGCUUUGUUUUAAAUAAUAGCAGCCUACCAGUGUGGGCUCGUCUGCUGAGCUUUCUGUUGCUAGUCCAGAGUAGGCGGGGUUUUACUCCACCUGCCAAGAGGACCGCUGGGACAAAUUCCGCUCCGCUGCCCUGGAGAAACACUCAAAACUACAAAAAAAAUAAAUAAAUAACUCACCAGUGGGUUUAUUCUCCCUUUGAGUGCGCGGGUGUUAAAGCCAACCGCCCACUGCUCUGGGUGAUUGAUGGGAAACUGGAGGAGGAUUCGUCCUGGUCUCGGAUGCGCAGUCCAGCCUGCAGGGUGGCGUUCAUGCGGUCUGAAACUUCAUACGGGACAGAGGAAAGGAGUUAGUUUUUUAGUUUUUUAGUUUUUUAAAUAGCCUUUAUUUUAAAUCUCUUGGAGUUUUAAAAUUGCAUCUUCACAAACUGGACCAUUUACGUUAAUGACAGCGUUGUUGGCCCGGUGAAAACAUGCCACACAAAUGAUGUUUAAUGUUUCUAUGGGUGGAGGUUCAUUCUCUAACAAUUUAGAGGACUUCGACUCCAUCCGCAGUGUUCUCCUUUACAGCGACUUGGAACCAGAAUGGCUGGAUGACAUCCAGAAGAAUGGGGAGCUUUUCUACCUGGAGUUGAGUGAGGGCGAAGAGGAGGCUGCGUUGGCCCACGCCGCCAACCAAGGUGUGGCCACUAAUCAUGUUCGCUUUAGCGAAAAGGAGGCAGAGGUCAUCACGGAGGAAAACAAGAAGCAGCGAUGCGGUUCAUGGACGAAAGGUGAGCCCCCAUUAAAGAGGCUAGCCAGGAUCCUCAGGAGAAAACGCCGGCCAUCUCAGCGUAGAGUAGGAGGGAAGGAUGGGGGUAAAGACAACUCGACUUUAUCAUCACCUCCAGCAUCCAUCCUGAAGAACCAGCCAGGUCAAAGGCAGGGUGUGAUGUUUCAGCAGCAGCAGCAGCUGAAGGAAGUGUGUGUCUACGUCAACCCUAAACGUCUUGGAGGUUCAUCAACGCCUCUCUCUGACAGUGGAGGCCUGCUGGAAGCACUGCUGGGGGUGGUGCAUCGCCCCUCCUGGAGCAGAGGACCGGCAAACUCUGCAGGGGUCAAACAGGAGGAAAGACUGACUGUUCAUGGAUUAAUACCCAAUAGCCCGGCCAUCAAAUGUGGCCAAAUCUUAAUUGGUGAUGUGCUUGUCGCAGUGGACGAUGUGGAUGUGGCCUCGGAAAACAUUGAGAGGGUUCUGUCCUGCAUCCCAGGGCCAACACAGGUGAAGCUUACGUUGGAGACGGUGGCCCAGGUGGACAGAAGCAAUGCUAGUGACACUUCAUCAGUCCAUAGGAUGAAGGCCUCUCCGCCUGUCAGCCAGCUGGUGCGUCUGCUGUGGGGGGAAGACACAGCCGAACUUCAGAUGUCCAUAAGACACAUCCCCCACAUUGUCAUGUACCUCUCACUUAAACUGGACUCGGCAUCACCGCAGGACGAGGAGGAGAUCUUGUACAAGUACCCGGUGUCUGAAGCGUCCGGCCAGCUGAAAGGAGUCCGGGGGAUCUUCCUCACUCUGUGUGACAUGCUGGAGAACGUCACCGGAGGGCGGAUACUCAGUUCUUCUCUCCUGCUUGGGAAACAGCUGGUUCAUGUGGGCUACUGGAAGGAAAGCAACAACCUGUUGGUCAUCGGUCUUCCCGCUGCCAGGGUUCCACUGCUGUAUUUGCAGACGGUGGUGGGAGAUGUGGUCCGGACACUAAAAGUGAUGUACGGCUCCUUAGACAGUGCGUUCUGUAAGGCGGACCAUGCUCCCAGGUUGGACCACUUCUUCUGCCUGUUCUUCCAGCAGCUCAUCCAGCCGUCUCGACUGAGGGACGGCUCCUCAGCCCUGACCCCCGAUGUCUCAGGGACCCUUUUUGUCGACGGACUGCCGGCGGUCCGAUGGCUCACGCUGCCUCCAGAAAUCAAGAUGGAGGUGGAUACAGUUCUCUCUGAUUUUGAGUCUUCUGAUUUUGGAGAAAUGUCUGAGGACUUUUUUGGCCUGAGACGUCUGUAUGUAAUUCUUGGCUCAUGUUUGUUCUACAAGUCCUACCUGAUUGCCAACCAUCUGCCCAAAGAUGACCUUCUGGAUGUGUGCCUGUACUGCCAGCACUACUGCCUGCUGCCGCUGACAUCUGAGCAGCGGGUGGGUCAGCUAGUCAUCUGGAGGGAGGUGUUUCCCCAGCAGAGAGCUAAGGGCAGCACAGCACCAGGCUACAGCCAGCCUCAAGGACGGCACUUCCUCCUCAUUGUGGGGCUGAAGCACUUUAUGCAGUGUGUGCUGUUGGAGGCAGGUGGCGCUGCUUCACCAGCUUUGGGCUCUCCAGGACCUGAUUGUGUUUAUGUAGAUCAGGUGAAGGCCACCUUGCUGCAGCUGGAGGUGUUGGAGGCAGGUAUUGAGGAGCGUCUAAAUGCUCCAUCUGCUCCCUGCUUGUCCUGUGCUGACUGGUUCCUCCCUGCUGCUACGGCCCGUGACCGCCUGGACAACCUGGCCCCUUCUUCCCCCGUCUUCAGCAAGAUAGCCAGUGCAGUUAAAGGCUCAUCCGCUGGAAACAGAGGCCGCAGCCUGUUUGGGGAGAGGUCACGGAGGUCUAGCCCCCAGAGGAGCCUUUCAGACAGCGGGAGUGAGGGACAUAUGGAUGCCGGGUCAGGGUCUGGUUCAUUAAUGGCUCCAGGCCUCAGUCCACAUUCCACACCAGACUCAGGGAGGAAGCUGGGGGGGCGUCGAAAUUCGCUUGGAUCUGGAGGAUCUGAUGGGAGUGGAAUCAGUGGAGGCCUUUUCAAGAUUCCCAGGAUGAAGCACCCAAACCCAUUCUACCUGGGCACCCUGAGGAAGACCCUGACUGAAAAGGAGACGGAGGAGAUGUACAACACCAUGAAACUGACCUCAGGUGCAGAGAACACCUUGUUCCACUACGUCUUGAUGGAAACUGUUCAGGGGAUCUUCAUUGCUCCAACUAACAGAGAGGUGGCUCAGCUCAGCGGCUCCAUCCACCCACAGCUCAUUCGCAACUUCCACCACUGCUGCCUCUCCAUAAGGGCUGCGUUUCAGCAGAGCUUGCCAACCAGGGGCCGUCGGGCUGCAGACAGGCCUCAGGGCGGUGGUUGGGGUCUGGGUCCAGUAAAGGAACACGGGGUCCUGUUUCAGUGUAAACCUGAGAACUGGACCGACCAGAGGAAACCUGCUCCCACCAUGACAUACUGGGUUAUAGGACGGAUGUUGCUCGAGCCCGUCCCUCAAGAAUUCUACGUGUGUUUCCAUGACUCUGUGGCAGAGGUUCCUGUUGAGAUGGCCUUCAGGCUCUCCUUCGGACUGGCCUUUUGAUUAUUAGAUCUGACUCUGGCCUUACAUUAUUGAUGAUUAAGCAAAUAGUGAGUUGAAACCAAGUCAUUUUUGUGCCUUGUUGCUCAACAGAUAUGUGCCAGGUUCGUUUUGUAUAUGAAAAGCCUCUCAUUCAUUGAAUACCUCAGACACUUUGGUGUAAGCCUCUGAUAAGAGCAGA